Molecule: messenger RNA, 1206 nt
Organism: Microthlaspi erraticum
Lineage: Eukaryota; Viridiplantae; Streptophyta; Magnoliopsida; Brassicales; Brassicaceae
Source: the annotation of a GenBank genome assembly
AUGUUCGUGAAGCAGCUCCUCACCAUGGUCUGCUUCUUCUUUAGCCUACUCUUUCAAUGCCAAAAAUCGUCUUCCCAAAGUCUUGACUUCACUUACAAUGGCUUCCGUCCUCCACUGACUGACUUAUCUCUCCAAGGGAUUGCCACCGUCACACCCAACGGUUUAUUGAAGCUAACCAACACAACCUUGCAGAAAACCGCUCACGCUUUCUAUACCAAACCUAUCCGGUUCAAAGAUUCUCCAAACGCUACCGUCUCGUCAUUCUCCACAACCUUUGUCUUCGCUAUCCACUCUUUCGUCCCGACUCUUAGCACCCACGGCAUAGCCUUUGUCGUCGCUCCUAACGCAAGCAUCCAUAACGCCACUGCCAGCCAAUACAUGGGCCUCUUCAACAUCGUGAACAACGGUAAUUACACAAAUCAUGUGUUCGCUGUCGAAUUAGACACGAUUCGGAGUACCGAUUUCAAUGAUCCGGACGAUAACCAUGUCGGAAUCGAUAUCAACAGCUUGACGUCAGUAAAAAUUUCGACAGCUGGAUACUGGGAUGAGAAAGGUCAGUUUAAGAAUCUGACUUUGACCAGUCGUAAGCCGAUGCAGGUUUGGGUCGAUUACGAUGGGCGUACACAUCAAAUCGAUGUAACGAUGGCUCCAUUCAGAAAGGAUAAACCUAGAAAACCGCUUGUUUCUACUGUCAGAGAUCUAUCUUCGGUUAUCUUGCAAGAUAUGUUCGUAGGUUUCUCGUCUGCGACUGGUACUGUUCUGUCGGAACAUUAUGUUCUCGGGUGGAGCUUCGGGGUGAAUGGGAAAGCUCCACCGUUGGCAUUAGCGAAACUUCCGAAAUUUCCGAGGUUUGGGCCCACCAAAAUACAGAGGUUCUACAAGAACGGGAUGCCAGUAAUUGCCCUCUUUAUGAUUCCCCUCUUGUUUAUUUUCUCGGUCAUCUUCCUGGUGCGAUUCAUUGUGAGGAGGAGAAGGAAGUUCGCGGAGGAGCUCGAAGAUUGGGAAACAGAGUUUGCGAGAACCCGAAUGAAGUUCAAGGACUUGUACUAUGCCACCAAAGGGUUCAAGAAGAAUGGCCUUCUCGGAUCGGGCGGGUUCGGGUCCGUUUACAAAGGUGUCAUGCCCAAGACCAAGAAGAAGAUCGCCGUGAAAAAAGUAUCUAACGAAUCCCGACAAGGUUUGAAAGAGUUUUGUCUGAGAUCGUGA